UUUUUUAAAUUGUCAAAUGGUUUGCGUCCCGUGCAUCUUUCUGCCUUUCCUUCUUGCAAUUUACCUCAAAUUUGUGCAGCCAUUCAUUUUGCGGUUUGUUCCAGAACGGUGGAAGAUUUGGUUUGAUUCAAUUCUCUAUCCAACAUGUCCUAUAAAAGUGCCGACACAUCCAGAACCUUCAGCACCUAAAGAAGAAGAAUUAAAAAGUGAGGAGGAAAAGAAGGAAAUGUGA
This is a messenger RNA of Meloidogyne enterolobii, 232 nucleotides long. NCBI's taxonomy places the organism in Eukaryota, Metazoa, Nematoda, Chromadorea, Rhabditida, Meloidogynidae. The record is from the annotation of a GenBank genome assembly.